UGGUGUGGUGAGAGCGUCAGAUGCAACACACCGGUCGGUGGUUCAGUGAAUCUCAACGCACCACUACACGCACAGACACCGGCGCAAACGUGAAUGCGAUCCGGUUUUUGACAUUCUCUCCGGUGGCGUUGAUAGAUAAGCGCCGGUGGAGCUGUGCGUUGGUGCGCGAAAUGGGUUGCCUUGUUGUUGUUGUUGGUGUUAUUGUGGUUUGCUCUGUCUCCCGUGUCUCCCGGCAUGACCAGGCACUCUGUUUGCUGACGGUGCAAAUUGACGCGUGUGCCACACAUUCGCGGAAGUUCAUUAAUACAUUAAUUCCGGUUAGGGGAGGGUUGGGGUUUGAUUUUGGGGAGAUUAAAUUAUUGUUCUAGUUUCUCUUUUUUUUCUCCGAGGGCGGAUUGUAUGAUUCAUUGGAGCACUUUUAGGGUUGUUUUUUCGAUUGAUCCAGUGUAAAUAAAUGAAUAUGUAUUACAGUGUGAAGGGGAAAACAGGGAAACAAUCGCACCAGAAUGGGAGUCGUAAUGGAAGGCAAAUAUUUGUGGGAAAGAAAAGUAGGUAAAGACACUUCAAACAUCUUGAAGAAAGUGCGAUCACUCGAGUGAUAGGGGGAUGGUUGAGUGGGUAUUAAUAGGGACAUGGAUGUGCUAUUACGCUAUCAUCAUGAUGAUUGCUGUCUUUCUACGGAAGAUGUUCAUAAAUAUUCAUUAUUCGUGAUCCCACAAAUUAAGGAAUGAAUUAUAAAUAAGCUGAAAUAGCUUAAAAAAUGUAUUUUUGGGUAUUGUACGACCUUGAUUUUUUGUUACCAUUCGGGCACUAAUUGCUCUAUAGAGUUCGCUCUAAUUGUUACUUCAGUCACUAUUCAAAAGACCCUCUCAUUAUCUUAUCUGUUGUCGUGCAGAACACGACACGACGCACACUACCAACUAUCAGCAAAUUCACAUCACUCAUGCAAGAUACAGAGGUAGGAAAUGUCCGUUUUAUAAUGUAUUGGAGUGAACUAGAGCGGAAUACUUGGAAUACUGUUUAGGAUGCCUACGGUGAGAGAAGCUCAGAUCUGUUGCUGCUCUUUCUCUUGACAUUAGUAUCUACGAGCAGAAAUCUAUAAGCUUACUAACAGUACUAACUAACACUAUUUAACAUUAGUAACUGACAGUACACCUGGCUGUUUUUACCAGUUAUGGCUAAACAUUGUUCCCUAACGACAACAGACUGUAAUGGAUGUAACACCCCUUUUGAGUCGUAAACAGAUGCCUUAAUUUGAUUGAUAAUAUUUUAUUUUAGUAUUUUUUUAAAUUUAUUUAAUUUAUUUACACCUUUCUAUACUUCACUCAUCUCCAACGGUCCAUCCAACAUUCAAAUCAAAAUCACGCUUUGCCAAUGUGGCGCCCUCUAUCGAGCAGUAGCGCAACCGAUGCGAAAGCUCCAUCCACCAUCGCCAGUUCAUACGGCGCUAUCUUGGCCAGUUUUGCCACGCACAAUAAAACGAACCCCUCUUCCCCGAACCCUCCCUGCGAUGACCGUGCAAAUAUAAAGCAACGGUUGGCCUUUUUAGGUUUCUACCCCAUUUCGCCCUAUCGCCCUAUCAUCCCCAACCCAAGAUCCCACCGAAAGCGCACCUUGUAAGUGGUUGCGCUUGCCCUGGGGCCGGGUCGGGUAUCUUAUCGGUGCGGCCAGCGUGAAGAUCAAUAAAUUAAUCGCACCCCGAAAAGGAAGGGGGGCUAGCGAGAUCGAUAGCGAUUGGAGUUCACUAGCCGCGCGGGCUUGCCAAUCUGUCAAGUGCCCGCUGCGGGCUGCUUACCGCGGAAGAAGAUCUCAGUACGGAGGCCACCAUUCCGCAACGCGGACGCGUUUCUUCGGUCGAGUGCAUUGUCAAGGGUGUUUCGCGCGUGUGGAAGGGACAGUCCGGUGCAAGAGUGUUGUGUAGAGCAAGCUUAUCAAUAAAUCGAGCCCGAUAAUGCCGAGCCUAAGACCGCUGUCUGCCCAGCUGGCAAAGAAGGCGGCGGACGAGCUGUUCGAAAAGCCGGAACGCAUCGACGAAGAUCUGGCCGCGCUGAGGGCCUGGUUGGCCAAGUGCCCGCACAUCAAAUCCCGCACCGAUGACCAGUUUCUGACGAUGUUCCUGCGCGGCUGCAAGCACAGCCUCGAGCGGGCCAAGGAAAAGCUGGACAUGUACUACACGGUCCGGACGGCACUGCCCGAGCUGAUGCGCAACCGCGAUCCGGAGGAGCCGAAGCUGCUGGAGCUGAUCAAGAUGGGUGUGGCCGUCCCGCUGCCGAACACGGUAACGCCCGACGGGCCGCGGAUCAUCCUGGUGCGCCCGGGUGUGUACGAUCCGAGCAAGUACACCAUCCAGGAGGUGUUCCGCUACAACACCAUGAUGUCUGAUAUUAUGAUGAAGGAAGAUGACAACCUGGUCGUCGCUGGGCAGAUGGGCAUUCUGGAUCUCUCCAACUGCACCAUGGCCCAUUUCCUCCAGUUCAGCCCCACGUUCGUGAAGAAGGCUACGAUGUGGAGUCAGGAAGGAUCGCCGCUGCGCCAGAAGGGUUUCCACUACGUCAACACACCCAGCGGCUUUGAGGUGGUGUACAAUCUGUUUAAGAAUUUCCUCAACGAGAAGAACCGAUCGAGGCUGUAUGUGCACGGUAGCAAUCUGGACUCACUGUACGAGCACAUACCGAAGGCCAUGCUGCCGGCAGAGUACGGUGGAGAUGCUGGCCCUAUCCAGGAGAUCGUCGAUGCCUGGGCGAAGAAGAUCAUCUCGUACCGGGAUUACUUCAAGGAGGAGGACCAGUACGGUACGGAUGAGAAGAAGCGUCCGGGCCGUCCGAAGAACGCGGACAGCCUGUUCGGGCUGGAGGGUUCGUUCCGGAAGCUGGAGGUUGAUUAGAUGAACUUAGGGGAGUGAUUUUGAGAAUUCCAAUAAAGAUCUCCUUUCUUUGUUUUUGGGGAGGAAAGCUGGGAAGAUGUGAA
This is a messenger RNA of Anopheles gambiae (African malaria mosquito), 2967 nucleotides long. RefSeq names its product retinol-binding protein pinta-like. Lineage: Eukaryota; Metazoa; Arthropoda; Insecta; Diptera; Culicidae. Gene Ontology annotation, molecular function: phosphatidylinositol bisphosphate binding. Gene Ontology annotation, cellular component: membrane. The transcript has 4 exons. The record is from RefSeq and is a predicted model, not a curated record. The coding region runs from base 1952 to 2884 and encodes 310 amino acids.